Molecule: messenger RNA, 2817 nt
Organism: Drosophila eugracilis
Lineage: Eukaryota; Metazoa; Arthropoda; Insecta; Diptera; Drosophilidae
Product: apoptotic chromatin condensation inducer in the nucleus
Exons: 2
Coding region: 16-2571 (851 amino acids)
Source: RefSeq, a predicted model, not a curated record
AAAUCCCAACAAGCCAUGACCAAGUUCGUGGUGGUGGGCCUGUGCCUGCUAAUGGCCUUUGGCCAGAUGGUUUCCGUUUCCGCCGUAACCGAGGCUCCAGAGGUGGAGCAGUCGACGGAGUCUCCCAUCGCCGAUAUGGCGCUGAUUGAUGAGAUACCUACGGCUCCCAAAACGCCUACGGAGAAGCCACCCGUUGUCCAGGAUGCCCCCAUUGCCAUUCCAGUGGUGGUGGAGGCUCAGGAGAAGUCCGCUCAGAUUGCUCCACAACCACACACUGUGGCUGACUUCAUUAUCCACCCGCUGAUCGCCUUCAAGCCGCGUCAGGCUUCCCUAGAGGAGAUCCAGGGCAAACAGGCACCGUCAACACCUGGAGCAAGUGCACCCGCCUCCCCUGGCACAUGGCUGUUCGGCAUGAAUCCCGCCCAACAGCUAGGUUCGUCGUUCUCAACCCUGGCCGGUUCCGUUUCCGGUUGGUUCAACGAUCGCUUGGCUGCCGCUGGACAACAGCUACCCAGUUUGGUUGAGUCUCCGGUGAGGGAGUCGACCACCAGCACCAGCAGCACCACCACGACUACCACCCAGCGCCCAGAUAUUGUGGUGCGAGUGCAGCAGCGUCCCCAGAGGAAUGGAAACCGCAACGGUAACCGUAAUGGGAAUGGCAAUGGUAACUUCAAUGGCAACCUCAAUGGAGGCAACGGAGGAAACCUGAACAACAAGAACAGGCGUCGUCAACGACCCAAUCGCUUUAACAACCGUCUGGACUCGUUCGAGGAUGACUACUACGAGGACGACUACUUCCAGGGCAACCGUUUCGAUGAGGAGUUCGACGAUGACGAGGACGAGCAGAGCUUGGAGCAAUUCGAAGAUGAUGACUCCUUGGAAUUGCGUCCUCAGCAGAAACCUAAGCGCAAACAGACCCUGGUUCAGUCCCAGAAUCAGCGCAGGAAGUUCCAGCAGGAGGAACAGGUGGUCAACCAGAAGCGUCGCCAGACUUUAACCCAGAACAAGAAGCCCAAGGCCCAGAAGAAGCCAGUUCAGCCAGUGGUAGAGGAAUCUCAGGAUGAGGAGGAGUUGGAUGAUGAUGAGAACGAGGACGAUGAUGAGGAGGAGGAUCAGGUCCAGGAUGACGAUAGCCAGGAGCCUGAUUUCCAUCCAGAACCCAUCUUUGGCUCUACUUCGACCAGGCGUAGCCAGAAUCAACCCAACUUUAUCCAGCGCGGCCAGCAGAGCAUCAUCAGCCAGAUCAGGCAGUUUACUCGUGGUCAGACGCCCGGAGAACUAGCCAACACUCUGCGCAGGACCCCCGUUUCCACGUCUUCGGGGUCUUCGAAGACUCGUCGUCCCCAGCAGACCACGUUCUUAGUCAACCGCAAUGGUCAGACCGUGUAUCUGGCUCCUGAGCUUCUUAACCUUAACUCUCCCUAUCCCUAUGCCUAUGUCCAGGGUCAGACCAAGAAACAGAGGGUUCCCGUUAACGGUGCCUUUCCCCAGCCUCCCCUAACAGUGCCAGUGAGGCGUCAGGGUCGUCCCACCCAGUACAUCACCAUUCCCUGGAGUCAACUGGGUCUCUCGCCACCAGAACAGCAAUCGGUCGUCUCACUGGCCGAGGGCAUCCAGGCACAGCCCCUCAUCCUGAACAUCCCCCAGAGCGCCAUAAGCCCGGUGAGGGGUAGCAACUCGGGAUCCGCUAGUGGACAGAAGAAGAAGCGUCCCCAGUUGACCGCCUCGGCAGUGCCUCUGCUGGCCGACGCCUCACUGAUGGAUAUCUUCCAGCCACCCCAGAUUCCACCAUCCAGAACCGGAACUCCUUCCACCGGAUCCGCCAUUAAGCCCAUCUCUGCCCAACCUGUUCUGAUUGCCGCCAAGCCCGUUAAGGCCGGCGGUGUGGGAACAACCGGACUGCUGCCCACUCGCAUUCGCCCCGGAACGAUUGUGGAGAAGGCCCCUGCAAUGGAGGCGUUGGAAAAGCCCGUGGAGGCUAUCGAGGUCAAGCCAGAGCAAGAGAUGAUGGCCACAGAGCCGGCUGUACCUCAAGUGGCUGCCAGUAGCCCCGAGCAACAGGAGUUCAUUCUCGUCGGCGAUGAUGACGAGCCUGGUGUGUCCCGCCACAUACAGCCAGCUUACGGAGAUGCCCGCUAUGUGUCCUAUGGCGAUUUCCAUCCCUAUUUCGAUCUGCUCACUCAGAAUAGGCGUUUCGCUUUGAGGAAGAGCGGUAGGUCGUUGGAGAAUCCCGAGGAGCAGGUUGCCCCCAGGGCACUGACGACUUUUGGCAAGCAGCCAGCUCAGAAGGAGGAACUUCAAAAGGAAGAAAUCCAAAAGGAGGAAAUCCAAAAGGAGGAACUCAAAAAGGAGGAAAUCCAAAAGGAAGAAGUCGAAAAGAAGGAAGUCCAAAAAGAGGAUGUCCAAAAGGACGAGAUUAAGAAGGAGGAGCCCCAGCAGGAGAAUAUCAAGAAGGAGGAACCCCAGCAGGAUGAAAUUAAGAAAGAAGAGCCCCAGCAGGAGGAAAUCAAGAAGGAGGAACCCAAAGUUGAGGAGCCCAAGUCUCUGGAGCAGUCCAAAAUCCCAGAAUAAUUUUGUAAACAAAAAAUCCUCACAGAAAAAUCGAACCCAAACGAACUCGAAAUGAAUUAAUGAAGAAAACAAAGAAAAUUAUAAACAAAACCAAAACCAAACGAUUUUCAAUCCACGUGAAAACCACAAAGAAAUAAAUUUUUUUUUACAUUUUUUUUUGCGUGUAUUAUAAUGCCUGACCAAAAAGUUGAAGAGCCAGCGAAGAAGAGAGAAAACUAUAUUAGCAUAACUAAAAAUGUAUACAUU